Molecule: messenger RNA, 1875 nt
Organism: Chironomus riparius
Lineage: Eukaryota; Metazoa; Arthropoda; Insecta; Diptera; Chironomidae
Source: the annotation of a GenBank genome assembly
AUGGACACUGAGGACUUCAGCAAAGAUAUUGAUAUGGAUGCUGAAAAUCCACAAUCAGCAACUGUUGAACAACUUAAGCCUGAAAAUCGUGAAAAUGAUGAAUUUGGAUACCUAAAACAUGAUGGAUUCUCUAGUGAGGCAUUUAAGAUUGAAGUAAAGAAUUUACCAAAGUUUUAUGGAUAUGCUGAGAUGAAGAAGUUGAUAACAAGCACUCUAACAUUGAAUGCUAGUAAAAUUAAGAUUCCGAGGAAGAAUUCAAGCUUUGCAUUUGUUUGCUUGAGGAGUGAAGAAGACCGUAAUCAAGCCCUAGAAGUGCUCAAUGGCUACAAAUGGAAAGGAAAAGCCCUAAAAGCAGUUCCAGCGAACCCAAUCAAAGAUCCACUCAUCAGAAAACGUAAGCACGAAGAUGUUGAAGGUCAAGUCAAUGAGAACAGAGCCAAAAAGACAGCUGCAGAAAGCAGUGAGCCACUCGGAAAUGUUCCAUAUGAAGAGCAACUAGUUUCAAAGCAACAAAUAAUUGAUGAAGUUCUCGCACAAUUUAAAGUUGAUUUAAGGAAGGCUGAUUAUUUUCAGGGAAAAUCCAAAAUGUCUGAAUAUGUUGAUCCAGCUUUGAAGGUACUUCCGAUCGUUCCAAGUCCACAAUCAACUGGAUAUAGAAACAAAUGUGAAUUCUCAAUCGGUAAAGAUGAAGCUGGUGAAAUUCAAGUUGGCAAUCGUGUUGGAAGUUAUGUGUCUGGCACCAUUUACGUUGAGUCUACAGACGGUCUCAAAAUGCCACCGCAAAAGAUGAAAGACGCAGCAAAUUUGUUCAAAAAGUUUAUUGUCAAGUCCGGACUUGAUAGUUAUAGUCCAGUGACAUGUGAGGGACAUUACAGGCAACUGACAAUUCGUCUUCAUGAUGAUGAUAAGGCAAUGAUGCUGAUUAUUGGAAUUCAUCCACAAAAGAUGACAGAAAGCGAGAAGGAAAAGUUCCAAAAUGACGUUGUUAAAUUUUUCACAGAAGAGGAUGGCAAGAGCCUGGAUGUGACGUCACUUUAUUAUGAAGAAAUUGAAAAGCGUCGUUCUGGACAACAAGGAAACAUUAUCAAGCACAUCUAUGGUUCUACUCAUGUCCAUGACUUCAUUCAUGGCCUAAAAUUCAGAAUUUCUCCGUCUUCAUUCUUUCAAGGCAACACAAAAGCUGCUGAGAAGCUUUAUCAAGAGAUUAUUGACUUAGCUGCAAUUACACCAACAACAACUGUCUUGGAUGUCUGCUGUGGAACUGGAACAAUUGGCCUCUGUUGCUCAAAAUACGCUAAGGAAGUCCACGGCAUGGAAAUCAUUCCACAAGCAAUUGAAGAUGCAAAGCACAAUGCACAAGUCAAUGAAAUUAAAAAUUCACAUUUUGCUGUUGGAAGUGCUGAUGAUUUAAUCAUGUUAAUGGUCAAAAAUGCGAAUGUUAAGGAUGAUGAAAGUAUUGUUGCAAUUGUUGAUCCGCCACGGGCAGGUCUGAAUACAAAAUCAAUUCAACAACUGAGAAACUCAAAGAAGAUUGAAAGACUCGUCUAUGUCAGCUGCUCACCAAGACAAGUCAUUAAGAAUUUUGUCGAUUUAUGUAAGAACUCAACAAAGUCAAUGAAGGGCGUGCCAUUCGAACCUAAGAUUGCAAGAGCUGUUGACAUGUUCCCGAAUACAAAUCAUUGUGAAUUGGUUGUGCUGUUUGAGAGGAAGAAGGUUGAGGACGUUGAGGUUGAUGGAGAAGUUAAGGUUGAGGAAGUAGCUAAGGUUGAGGUGGGAAAUGGUGGUAAAAAUGAAGAAAAUGUUGAAGAAUCUACUAAAACAGUUGAAGGUGCGGAUGAAAAAGAAGAACCAGCUCAACCAGAUGGACCUAAUUAA